This is a messenger RNA of Yamadazyma jaroonii, 2319 nucleotides long. Lineage: Eukaryota; Fungi; Ascomycota; Pichiomycetes; Serinales; Debaryomycetaceae. The record is from the annotation of a GenBank genome assembly.
AUGUCAGAAUUAGAAUCUUUUAGUACCUCAAUUUUAACCAAUAAAACACCGGAAGAAAGUGCAUCAAUUGUAAACCAAGGUGUUAAUAACACUAAGGAAUUAAUUGAAUCAAAUUUGAUCCCUUUUUUCGAAAAUUAUACCAAAUUAAUUCAAAAACAAAAUUUCGAAUUGAGUAAAUUGGUUAAUGAUCAAGGUAUAAAAAUAACUUCAUUUUUGAAUCAAGAUUCUACCGAUUUAAAACAAUAUGGAACUUUUGUUAGAGUGUGGGAUACUUAUUUGAAUUCCCUCAAUUUCCAAACUCAAACCAAUGAUCAAUUAAUCAAGUAUGUAAAAUUAGAAAUCUUAUCACCAUUGAUGAAUUUAGUCAACAAUGAUAUCAAAUUCAGUGAAAUUUUGAUCAAUAAUCAAGAAUUAAAAGAAUUGGCUCAAGCUAAUCCUAUCGAUGAAUAUCAAUGGGGUUCGAAAUCGUUUGGAAUCAUGAAUAAUUUCAGUAGUAUUAAGAAAUUUGAAAGACAAUUGAUAAUCAAAUCAAUUGUUGGAUUGUUCAACUUUAAUGCUAAUCAACAUAAUAAAGGUGUCAGAGGUAAUGAAGAAGCAGUUAAAUAUUCUUUGAAUGGGUUCGAUAUUGAUAAAGAAAUGACUGAUUAUUUGAAUUUGUUAAUGUCUUCAAAUCCUCCACCUUUACCUAAAUUACCUCCAAGUUCAAAACCUUCUUCAACUGCUCCUUCACAUUCAGACAAAGAUUUUAAAGAUAAGAAAGCUAAAAGGCAAUCCAAAUUGUUCACCAAUCAAAAAGAUGCUAAGGAUAAAGAAGACCGUAAAAAAUUGAGAUCCAGAGUUGGUUCAAUUUUUGGUAGAAAGAAGAAAUCUAAGAACGGGGAUUUGGAAUCCAUUUAUUCAAAUCAAACUGCCUCCACUAAUUUAACCAAUUUAAGAGAAGAAUCUCCUCAACCUUCACCUGUACAACCACCAGUGGUGAGAGAAAAUGGUUAUGAAAGAAGAGUUUCUAAUCCAAAUAGAGAUUUACCAAUACUACCAGGAACUCCAAAUAUUGAAAAUUUGAAAAUCAAUGAUGAUCAUAAAGAAACUCUUGCUGAACCUUUGGAAUUACAAGAACCUCCAUCGAUUGCUUCUCAUUCAGCUCCUUCUUCAGGUCCAAAUUCCAGACAUGCUAGUGGCGUAGCCAAAGAAACUUACAGUUUUGAAAGUGGUGAUGAUACCAACAGAUUCGUUACUUCUCCAAAAAUCAACAAAUAUCAAGAAUUACCAGAGCCAAAUAUUGAUACUCCUGUGGAAUCUCAUUUCCCUGAAUCUUCUACUGCUCCUACUCCGGAAGUUCUUGAAGUUGAAGAAACUCCAGUUUCACCAACUGUUAAUGGUGAACAAUCUAAAAGUUUACAAAGUCCAGAAAAGAAUGCCCCAGCUCCUCCUCCUGCAAGAAGAGCUCACCCUGAUCGUUCUGAAGUCAAAUCUCAAAUGUUCCAUUCCUUACCUUCAGCUCGUGAUUCUGUUGUUCCUCAACAAUUUGUUCCUCCAGCUUUAACAACUCAAACUACUGGUACUUCAUUAAUCAACAAAACUGAUAUGUUCAAUCACUCAGAAUUAUUAAAUAAAUUAAAACCAGGUUUGAAUGUUUCUAAUUCUCAAAUAAUCAAUGUCAAUUUUAAACAAGAUAAUUUGGCUAAAGCCAGCAUUAUUGGUGAACUUGCAUUCCAUUAUAAUGAUAAUGAUUCUAAUGUUGAAGAAAUGGUCGUUACUGUACCACCAUCAACCAAAACCAUCUUGAAUCCAGUGUUCCUCACUAAACUUCAAGAUAAUAAUGUGAAAGUUUUGAUUAAUCCUAUCAACAAUAAAACUUUGGGUGGUAUCAAAUAUAUGAACCAAAACUUAAAAUUGAAUCAAAUCCCAAUUUUAAUCCAUUCAAUUUGGAAAUUCGAAUCUCAUCAAGCAAGUUUGAUGGUAAAUUUGAAAUUAAAUCCAAACUUUGGAGGAUCUUUAGUGUUAAAUAAUCUUGUGGUAUCUGUAGCUUUGAAUAUGAGUACUGAAUCCACAUCAGCAUCUUCAAGACCUACAGGUAGUUUCAACAAAGAAAAGAAUAGAAUUACUUGGAGAUAUAAUAACCCAGUUCAUUUAACUGAAUCCAAUAGUGAUGAAAAAUUGAUCGCCAGAUUCAUGACUAAUGGAGUCGCUAGUGAAGAUGAUCAAGGUAUUCAAGUGAAAUUUUCAAUUGAUGAUGUGACUUCAAGUGGUAUUGAAUGUGAUUAUGGUGUUAAUGUUGUAGGGAAUUUGAUAGCUGGUAACUAUAGUUGUCAAUCAUAG